AUGGAGAUCUACAGUGCUUUCAAUGACCGCAUUCAGAAUUUGUGGACGCUGUUUUGGGCUGAACAAGGAGUCAUGCAUGAGCUGCUGCGUGCGCAAACCGAGCGCUUGGACGACUACCAUGAGGAAACUGACCUUGAUGAACCUUCGGAUGGCGAAGUUCCCAAGCCAGCCAGUUCUAAGAAAGCCGAAGUUGUUACACCCUAUGCCAAAAUUCAGUUGGCUGCUGCAAAGCGUGCAGAAGCUGCUUCUAAGUCUAAGAAAGAGAAGAAGAAAGAUUCUGUCAAGGGAGACACUCGCAAAGGCAAGACCAAGGUCAAAUCUGCCCCCAAGGCCAAGGGGCGAGCCAAAAGUGCCGCAAAACCCAAGACCAAGGAGAGCAAGAAACAGCCGGCAGGACAGUCAAAGGAUAACACGACCAAGACCAGGAGUGUUACGCCAUACGGGGAAGCCAAGAAAGCGUUCACAGCCAAGUGCCGCGAAGAUGAUCCCAAGAUUCGAGCAAAGCAGAUUGAGAUCCUGUGGAAGGAGAGCAAGGAGCGCAAGGAGAUUGUGGCAGGACUUCCUGAGAGUGAACAGAAACGUAGGCGAUACAUCUAA
Molecule: messenger RNA, 597 nt
Organism: Cladocopium goreaui
Lineage: Eukaryota; Dinophyceae; Suessiales; Symbiodiniaceae
Source: the annotation of a GenBank genome assembly